AUGGACGUGUCCAAUUCUUUUCUAGGAAUAUUUGCGUAUCUUAACUUCUGUGUUCCUCGAAAACGGAGAUACAUUCUAGAACUUUUGAUCAGUGGACUUCAGAGACUGGAGUAUCGAGGCUACGAUUCUGCAGGUCUGCCUUGACGUUUAAGCUAUUGUGUUUCAUUUUGAUCUUUUGCUGUAAGCUUAAAUAAUAUUUCUCUCAAUAUUGACGUACUUUAUUAUUCUUUAAGGAGUGGCAUACGAUGGGGUUGGAAAAAUGAGGUAAGUUUAUAACUUGAAUACGUUGUUUUACAUGUUGUUUAUAUUGUUAUAUUCAUGGACUAUGUAUAGCAACGUACAAUCAUUGCUCAGAUUUCGAUUGAUCAUCUUAUCUUUAGCUCCAUAAAAUCAUAAAUCGAUUUGUAGGUGUGACUUGGGUUAGUAAAGGAACGAAUUUUGUCCUUAAAUCCUCAGAACACUAAAUCGAUGAACUAACCUUGAGCGAGUUUGUUUAAAAGUUUCUCGAUAUCAUCUUUCAUGUUUAUUCAUAAAUGAAAUUGCCAACGUGGAUUUAAUUUACAUUAAUUUUUUUUAUAUUACAAUAUCCCAGUAAUCUUGAUGUACUGAAGAGAAAUGUAUCUCGUGAUGUGUGUCGUGUUUUUUGUUUACUUAGUCCGGUCACGAUGUUUUUUUUUUCUGAGAAUCACAGGAAAUCAAUUAGAGCCAUUACAGUGUAGAGCACUUGUAGCUAUAAUUGUCCUAUAUUGGAUUACAAAACUAAAGUAUCGAUGCAUGGCCAAUUAACCAUAAAAAAGUUCUUUGAAAAUAGUUGUAUUAGAUUCAAACAAGGUAUUGAGGCAUGGAUUUAUAUGUUUAUAAACACUUCUCAUUCCCCAAUGUUUCAUAUUGAUGUUUACAGUAUUGAUUACAAUAUUGUAUUAAGAUAUGCAUGUUUUUCCUGUUAAAGCAACUUAUUCCCCAAAGAAAUUGCAAUUUGAGUACUCCUCUGCUUAGCUGUUAUCCCUGGAUGAAACUGGAAUAUUUGUUAAUAUUAUUGUUUAAAAUCUGCUCUUGUGCAACUUUUUUGUGCCUUUUUUUCCUUACCUUUGUAUUUGUUGACUUCUUUCUGGAAGCAAAGCGGGGUGUGGUGAUGUGCUGAGGCCCAUCCAAUAUAUGGAUGUGUCUUUCUUGUCCCUCCUGUAACAAAACUUUUUUUCAUUUGCAAAGGCAUAAUGUGAUUCAGUAGGGGGGACUACUGUUCACUGGACUUUUCGCAUUGUUUUAAACAAUUCUAUGACUACAUUGAAAGAGUUGUUUCCAUAUAAUAAUCACUGUAUUAUUGAUUGCUGAACUUUUUUGCAAUGUUGUAACAAUUGCAACAAACAUAGUGAUCAUAUGGAAAUCAGCCUUAAAUUUAUCAAUCCUCUCAAGUUGUUUUGUUGGCUUUGAAGUCAGGAUGGCAGAUUUUUUGGCUGAGCAAACGGAUGAAUUUAGGUUUCUAGGAAACUGCCCACCUACCCCUCCCCUAAGUUAACAUUAACACUUACUUCUCACUUAAGGCAAAUGUGCAAUCUGGACGCCCCAAAUUCAAGCCUGCGCUAGCUGGGUUUGUUCACCAUAGUCUCAAAUUCAAAUCCUUGACCACGCUUGUAAAUAGAGGUCCUGCCAGGGUAAAUUCCGACAAGCGACAUGGCCCAAAAAAUAGCGGCAGCACGUAAAAUAAAAUCGCCACAAGAGACAACCUCUCUUGGCCAAAUUGCGACAGUAAUGGCAAAGCCGACAAUAAGCGCAAGCAUUUAUAAAACACCGACAUAAGACAUUUUAAAUUUCAGACUGGUGACAUGGUUUCCCCCCCCCCCCCCCCCCCCCACCCCCCAAAAAAACAAAAAAGGUUUCCCGCUUUUUACCUCUUUUUUUUUUUUUUUUUUUUUUUUUUUUUGUGUGUUUCACCCCCCCCUGUUUUUUUUUAAAAAAUUUUAUGUGGUUAAAAGAGAGAAAUAUAAAUGAGAGUCUUUUUUUUUUAUAUUUUUGUCCCCCCCCCCCCCCUGGCAGGACCUCAAAAUAGCCAAAUGGUUUGCCUUCGGUUAACCUUGUUAUGUUUUUAUUCCAUUUAUGCUGUUUAGUGAGUUCCACUACCCUUUGUGUUAUUAAAAAUAUUGCUAAGGGUUAAUAAUGGAAUCAUUAGAUAGGACUUUGUUUUUGUCAUAUUUAAAUUAUAAUUUUUUUUUAGCAUUGUGAAAAAGCGAGGAAAAGUUGCUGCCCUGCAAGAAGAAAUUCAAGGUAGAAAAAGUCAGUACUCAGGGGUACUUAUUAGCUAUUAUCAUUGAUACUUUUACUUCAAUUCUUGCCAUAAUCCUGUCUAAAAGCUGUCACUCUUAAACACCUGAAAGGUAAUUUACUUUUGUUUGUGAAGAAGUGAAGAAUAAAAAUUGUUUUCUUUCCACCAUUAACUGCAGGCCAACUUGAUUUUGAUAUUGAAGAAGAUUUAACCUAUCAUUGUGGUAUUGCACAUACGCGAUGGGCAACACAUGGAGAACCAAGCGGUGUCAACAGUCAUCCUCAGAGGUCUGAUCCUCAAAAUGGUAAGAUAUCAUUUUAGUUCCCACCCUUGCGGUAAAUAAUAUUAACUGUAUCUAAGUAUAUGGACACCUUGGCAACAUUAAUUUUAUCAUCAUCAUCAUUUGACUUAAAGACAGUUGACUGUAAGAUGUCUGCUUAAUGGGCUUGGUCUUGGGCAGUCUGCACAAUGCCUUUCUCUGAGAAAUGCUUAUUGGGGUCCAUCCACCCCUGGACUUGGCUGAAAAAGGACUUCUGUGGUUCCUCUGGGUGUUUUUUCCCUUGGGAGGGCUCAUUCAAUACAUAGAUGUCGGCGGGUUUAUCCUUUGAUCUCCAUUUGCAAUAUGUGGCCAAAGAACUUGAGCUGUCUUGAGAUGACCAUCAAUAGCAAAGGGCUAGUGCCAGUGAGAUUGUAUUACUGCAAAAUUAUGAAAAUAAGUUUUUUAAUUUAUAAGUCCUUCCAAAUACGAAGUCCAGACUUAUUUUUACGGCUUUACCCUUAAAUGUAUACCAUUCCCUGGUUGUUCAAGUGUCGGAUGGCUCUAUCCACCGGAUAAAUCACUGUCCAGCGGAUUAGUAUUGGGAAAACCAAUUGCAUUAUCCAGUGGAUGGGGAUUUUUCCAGUGAAGAGCAUUAUCCACCUCUUGAGCAACUGGGCCUAGCCCUUUUUAAUAAACAAUACUCUCCAUUUUUUGGAAUUUUUCAGUAUGAUUAUAUAUGUAUUUACAUGUUUGACUUGACACUUUUCAGUCUAUUUACAUUUUAAAAACUUUUUUGUAGAAUUUGUGGCUGUACAUAAUGGAAUUAUUACAAACUACAAAACCCUGAAACACUUUUUGGUAAGUAAAGAUAUCUAGUUACAAAAUUCAAGAUUAAAGACUAAGAACUCAAGUUAUUACUAUUGCUUUCAUCUAAGCCUGACUGCAUUACAUCUGCAGAUAGCGACCUUUGUAUAAUGGCAGUUUAAGGGGAAUGGUGUCAGUGAAAAACAAACAUUUUUGUUUGCUGACGACUCUGUCCUACAGGUCCGAUCCAGGAGUGGGGUGGGGGGGUACACUCCACUGGGGAGAUAGGUUGGCCUUGAGUCACACUUUUGUCACGCAUGGAAGUUGAACGUCGAGACGAUAGCAGAGCAGUGUUCCCCUUUUAAUGACAACAUGGAGUGUUCUCUUUUCUUUGUACUUAAGUUUAACACAAGGCUGUGCUCUAGCAGACCCCCGUGGCCCCUGGUACCUAACUUUUGCUCUUGAGCGACUAGAAAAUCUUCCUUCUUUCACAGAAUCAUAUGCUGGGCACCCUAGAUUUUACAGGUUCAGAGAACUGGGCUCCCUUCAAUGUUCCUUAGAGCUCAGCCUUGUAAUAUAGUAUAGGAAGUGCUUCAUCAAUUUGUGAUAACACAGAAACGGCAACAUUUAUUUGAUAUUUUUAUAGAUGACCAAAGGAUUCAAGUUUGAGUCUGAAACAGAUACAGAAGUCAUUCCCAAGCUGGUCAAGUAUUUCUAUGACAAAUCAGUAAGUUAGUUUUGCAGUUCCCACUCACUUUCUUUGUGACUAUCACCUGUGAUCUCUGGUAUGUUACAUGUAUGUUGGAUCAGGAUCUUGAACAGCCAAUCAUUAUCCUGGACAAAACGACAAAUAUAUAUUUACAUGCUAAUCCAUUUUGCAUUUGGCAUUGACGAUUCAAUCCUCAACCAUCCAUGACUGCCUGGCAGGUACAAAACACAGGUCACAGGUCACAAGUACAGGUCACUGCUCUAUGUAUUUUAAGAUUAGUGUGUGCAAUUAGUAUUUUUAUUUAUUAUUAUUAUGUAUUUUUUGAUUAAUGUCGUCAAUUAGCUCUCUUAUCUUUUGUGCAGCUAAAUACAUUUGACACUUAAAUAUAAAAUAACUGAGAUACAGUAAGCAGUUUCCCCUUAAGCUAAAACUCUAUUUCGGAUUGUGAUUAGGGAUAGGAGACACUUUUAAUGACAUUUGUUUAUUUACCAUAGCACGGUGAUGUCAAUUUAUCCUGUGGCAGUCUGCAUUUUGUACCUGCCUUUGACCGCCUAUGAGGAACUAUUUCCCUUGUACUACUUGUGACAUCAUUAUUUUAAUGAUCACGGACAGCAAUGGUGCCUUAAUUGUCAAGGGCCAGGGCACUUAUAAUAUGAUUAUCCUCUGAAACUGAUAUAUAUAUUUUUUCUUCCAACAGAAGAAAGAGGGGAAAGAUUUAGAGUUCAGGGAACUUGUGGAAAUGACAAUACAACACUUAGUGAGUGAAUUAUAGCAUCCAUCGGUCCACAUUGGAAGGCAAAGCUUAAGUUGAGAUAAACUCUGAGAUUGAUCUCUAAAGCUACAUUUGUGUUAACAUAUAGUAAACUCUAUAUGCCAGUUUGCUUAGCAAAAACCUGUUUUUUAAGUCUUCACUGUUAAGCCUGUCAAAUAUUAUCAAGCAUCUGUGCAGUCAGGAAUAAGACUAGUUCAUAAAAUAAAGUGAUUUUAGUUUUUUUUCUGUGUUUAAUAGGAAGGAGCAUUUGCUCUUGCUUUCAAAAGCACAAAGUUCCCUGGUGAAAUUGUGGCCACCAGGUUUGUAUAUACUGUAUUUCAUACAGAGAGCUUGACCUUAUCUACAUUUUAAAAGCUGUUUACUUUGUUUCUUUGGACCAGAAAAAAUGUUUCAAUUUAUAAAAUAUACUUAAGAGUUUAUUGUCAUGUUAGGGUUUUGCUUUUAGUUGGCCUUUAACAGACUGACAGUUUAUAUAUACCUAAAUUAUAAGCAUCAAAAGAGUGUAUCAAUGAACAUUGUACAUGGCGGAUAUAUGAGGCCCUCUUAGGCGGGGUACAUAUGUCCCCAGUCUGAAUUUCAAAUACAGUCAUUUCGAGCAGUAGGCCAUGCAUCUCCCUGUCAGUAUGUAACCCAUCUUGAUGUCAUUUGUCGCUAUUUCAUAGUCUUAUGUCGAUGCUUUAAGGCCAUGUCGCUUGCCUGAAAUUGUAGCCUAAAUGGGCCUCAGAUAUGAUUUUUUUAUUUUCUUUUUGUGAAUGUAUAAAGGCGAGGCAGUCCUCUACUCAUUGGAAUAAAGAGUGAAUGCCCACUCAAGACAGACCGAUUACCCAUUGUCUACAGCUCAGGUUGGUAGUUUCAUGUAGCGCCCAAAUAUGUUAUUUGCAGUCAGCAUUCAAUACAGGCAUCAUUUGAGGCAUUUUUUAUCUUGACUAUUGGUUGAUUGCAUUGCCAAGCAACUGCCGGAGCAAAGUUUGUAGAUAGAAUGACAAUGUCAAGGUACCAGUGUAGAGAUAAUGAAGCUGUUUGAACAACAAGGAACUCUUUGGUUUGCUCAAGUUAUGUGUAAUAGGGAGGACACACUGAAUGACAUUAAUUUUAGAGCUUUACUUACACACUUUCUUAGUACAACAAUUCCUAUCAAAUAACUUUGUUUUGACUUGGGAAUACAGUAUACUGUUUUGCCUUGGCAUAGACAGGAAUUCAUUUCUCACUAAUUUUUGCUUCAAUUAUUUUUCCAUAAUUUUCUAAAUGUAAAACUAAAAUUCUCUGCAGCUGAUGAACACAAUGAUGGUCCUAAGUCACCAGUUGAGCAUAAUGGCAUGAUGAAUGGCUGGUCAAGUUUGGCCACAAAUAAGGACAGUCCAAUUGAAUUUUAUUUUGCAUCAGAUGCGAGGUUUGUUUUAAAUUAAUGGCAUAUAAUCAUUUUCAUGCAUACAUUUACAGGUUGCAUUAGUUGAGGAGAUAUUAUAACGCUAAGUAUCGAACUGAAACUUGCAUGGCGCUAAUGAAUUUGACAUGGAUGAGUCUCUGCAUGGUUUUCUGCAGAUGAUGAUCAUCCUUCAUUUAAUUCUUCACUCCAUAGUUCACAUAUAUGAUUUUCAUGUAUUCAUAAUUUCGAUGUCAAUUUUGUUGCACCUUUCAUCUGUUUUUCAAGCAAAAUCAUCCCAUACCAAGAAUUGUGUUGCAUAGUAAUGCUACUGGCAAGCUCAGUGCAACCACAAUAACCAUGGAAAUGAGAAAAUAAGCAAAACAAAAACUCUGAACAUGCAGCAAACUUUUUGGCAGGUUUCUCUGCCAUCAUUGCAUGGCUAAAUGUCAUCAAACGUGAUGUAAAAGAGGGGUUGUAGAGCAAUCUCUUGCAGGGAGGGGAGGGGGUGGAUAUGUUUUGUUAAACAAAUUAGUCAACUCAAUGUUAUGGCUAAUAUCCAAUUAUUACACAGUGCGGUUAUUGAGCACACCAACAGAGUGAUAUACAUGGAGGAUGAUGAUGUAGCCGCUGUUGUUAAUGGCAGUAAGUGAUCUGUCUGUAACUUUGCACUUUGAUUGUGCACUUAUCAGUAGUCACGUUAAUCGUUUUCUACCAAGCAUUAAUUGUUUAUUUAUGCAUGUGUGAUUUCAUUGAAAUGUCUCUUGCAGUUAAUCCUUUAUAUCAAUUUAUUUUGGUUUUUCUUUUGUUUGUAAUUCAUAUGCAUAUGCAAAUUACCAUACCCAAAAUCAAAGGGAAAUAACAAUUAACUGACUUAUGAAAUUAUAAACUGCCACAAAUCUUUCUGGGGAAUGAUGACUUUUUACUUUUGAUAGCUGAUAUAUCAAGGUUUCUCAGAUUUACGUGUGUAGCUUUAACAUUUAUCUCAUUUAAAGAUCUACUUUUGUACAUUUUUUAGAAAAUUAUUUUUGGGGUACAAUAACCUCCCAAUGUGUUGUUUUAAAUUUAUAGCUCUAACUUAAAAUGUCUAAGGUCCAUUGUCAGCACUAACUUUCACACACUGAAAUGUGAAUUUCCUAGUUAAAAUUUGACUUUUGAAUCACAGCUUAUUUUAAUGAGAAUUAUGUGUAUGGUUUUAAAAAUCAUAAGGCCAAUACCAAAAUGAAAACUCAACCAGUUUAUUUCUAUAUGACCAAGGCAAGUUGUGACGCUAUUUGAAUUAUAGUUCAGGCUGUGAACCACAAUAAAAUUUAUUUCUGCAAGGAAUGGCAAAACAAAACAGAUAGUUCUAGAUUACAAUCCUGAGCAGAAUUAAUGAAUUACCAAGAACGUACUUUAGAGCACAGGAAGUACUUAACGUGAACAAGUCCGAGUUCCUUAAGUGUUUAAGUAUGAGUACGUGAAUACUUUGAACUGUUGAAUUAAACUAUCUGCACUUCUUUUGUGGGGGAACAAAUGAUAGAAGGAAACUCUUACAGUUCUGAUGCAAGGGAAACAUGUGGUAGUGUGACAUAAGGGAAAUCCUUGAUGUGAAUCCUUUGUGGUAGAUUUUAAGGGUUGAAUAAUUUUUUAAAAAAGGGAAAAGUUGUCACCCAAGUGACCCAAAUACUGAUCACGGUCAUGUUUCUACAUUUUGUUUAGUUAAUAACUUUAUAUGAUUAGUUCAUAAUAAUUCACUCUAAUGGUUAGGAAGUUGUAUGAAAACUGAAUGUGAACUGCCAUAUGAGAGGGGCUUUGAAGACUUAUUCUCCCUAAAAUGACUUUACAGCUGUAGAAGGCAUUAGUAGAAUAUUUAAUCGUACUGUACAUGCAAAUUGUCAUACAGUGUUUGAUAUUGAUCAACUCUUUGAAAUUUUUGUGGUUAAUAAGGUUUGUCUAUCCAUCGUGUCAAGCGUGGAGAUGCAUCAGAUGAAGAUUACUUCAGAGAAGUGCAAACACUGCAGAUGGAACUACAACAAAUCAUGAAAGGUAGAAAGAAAAAACACAGUGUAUAAUAAUAUUAUAUAGCUGGGUUAACACUUGGGAUUUCCCACUCAAGGGAAUGCCAAUGCACCCUGUUGAAUACUCACAUGUAUCUGGGUAUGUAUGGCCAAACAGGGUCAUGACUGUGGGAGUCCUGUGCCUGAUUUUUUAAAAGGAGGAUUAAGGUAACCAAGGAUACUAGCGUAAAAUUCCAGUACAAAUCUGAAUGUUUACAAAGCACGUUCUUGUGCUUAUAAUAUUGGAAGUUUUACCCUCUAAAGUGAUGUGUCAAAAUGAACAGAAAUUAAACAAAAAACAUUUUGAACAACAACAAAAAAAACAGGGAUGAAAAUUUAACGCGGAGUUUGCAUUAAUCAGCCUUCAUAAAUUUUGGCCUUGGGUCUAGAACAUGGGGUGUCCAUUUAAUCACAAAUUUAUUAGAAUUUGUACUUAAGGUUAGUAAAAUUGAAAUUAUAAUGGCUAAUAUUUGUGAUCAUUGUAGGAAAUUUCAGCUCUUUUAUGCAGAAAGAGAUCUUUGAACAGCCAGAAAGUGUUGUGAAUACUAUGAGAGGCAGAGUACAAUUGGAAACAGGAAAUGGUGAGGAAUUUCUUUCCCAACUGAGCAACUUCUUUAAUUUUCAGUUAGUUUCAGCAAUUAGCCUUUGAGUGAGAUAAAAAUAGCCAGAUAAAGUCAUAGACUGAGUUUGAAAACUGGAACGUUUUAUUAAUAGCACCCUGAUGUACAUGUGCAUAUAUAUACAAUCCAAACAUUAAUCUCGUAAGAUAAUUUUUUUUUAUUGGAAGUAACAAAGGAGUUAAUAAAAAAAAUAUUAUUUUUACAAUUGUCAGUUCAACAAUAAUAAUAAUAAUUAAUUAUUUUUAUUACCUCCAAUAAAGAAAAAAAUGUCCUACAAAUUAUUAUCAUUAUCAUUAUUAUUAUUAUUAUUAUUAUUAUUAUUAUUAUUAUUAUUAUUAUUAUUAUUAUUAUUAUUAUUAUCAUUAUCAUUAUCAUCAUGUAAUGGCAUCAUAUUAUGUAAGUGAAGUGAAUAGUACUGUUGGUGUUGGUGGUGGAACAAAUAAAGAAGCCUUGACUGUGCUCUGUUCUGUUGUAAAGCAUGGCAUGAAGCAGCUAGUAUAGAGCAUGAAAGAAGUGUAGGGGGAAACACGAGAGUAGUGCUCUAGCUGCUUCCUCAGCAUGUUCUACACUCUUUAAUAAAACACACUUAGUUGUCCAAUCACAAUUAUCCUUUUUAGAAUGGCCAAAUGAUUUGAUUGGUUGAAUAAGGCAAAAGCUGUCAAAGCUGUCAAAACAUCAAAGCUAUCAAAUGAAACAAGGGAAACAUUCUGUGAAUUUGAAUGUAGGAGAAAUAUACUUUUUAUGUCCCAAAAUCAGUUUCUAAAGGUAAAAAGUAAAACUAGCCAAAUUGUGGCUCACGAAAACCUGGACGUCAUUAACACGACAAUAAUUAGAAAACAAACUGCUUUAGCUUCAUAUCGUAAAGUAUCCAAAAAGUGAACCUGAAUGUAAAACCAGAAGCCUUCCUUGUCCACAAAAGAAAACUUAGCUUUUUUUAAACUUUCCCUUUCCAUUUGUCUUUUGACGGUGUAUUUUUAACCCUGAAAUGCAAAACUUUGGUCUUGAAAACCACUGCGGCAUGGUGUGAUUCACAGAUGGUAUGACAGCUUUAGCUCCAUGUUUUAUACCCUCGUAAAGCGUUCUUUUUUUUCUGUUUUAACAUGUACUGGAUAUAGUAAUUUGGCACGUUCACAUUAAAUUUUUUAACAAGUCUUGUACUCAUCCGUGUAAUGUGGAUAAAUAAAAUACCUACUUACCUACCUCUACCAAAUCAGAGUGUGCAUUAUAUACCUGAACUUUAUUAUAAAUAGGAAUGAGAUAUUAUUCUGACCAUGAUGCAAACUGUUCAUAGAGAGAAUCCAUGUAGAGUUUAUCCUUUUUUGUACACAUACUGAUUUAAUUGUACCAAUUGAAUUUUUCUUGCAUUUUUACAAAUAAAAUGAAUAAUUUUAGUAUUUCACGGUUGGUGUGGAAAGGAUUCUCUUUUGUUCUGAUUUCCAUGAUUCAACCUUUCUGUAAUCUUUGCAGUUCGACUUGGUGGUCUGAUGUCCCACAUUGACACCAUUCGCCGAUGUCGCAGAAUACUGAUGAUUGCUUGUGGAACAAGCUAUCACAGUGCAUUAGCUGUAAGUGUUAGUAAUAAUAUUUUAACAUUUUGAUAAAACAUAGGUUUAUAGGAGUAACUUUUAGUCUGAAAAAAUGCCAAAAUCCAAAAAUGCCUUGUUCUAUCAGUAUUAAGAAAUCAUUUGAUCUUAUUACAAAUAUGUCAUAAAAUUUAAUUUUUUUUCGUAAAUCUUCAAAUCGUGUCUGCAGCUGUAAGGAUUUAUUAGUAUAAUAAAUUUAUUUGUCUGUAGAAUUAGAAAAAGAAAUAAUGUUUAUUAUUUUAGAAAUAUGAUAUAGAAAUGAAUGUGAUGAUUUAUAAUCUAUUUCUUAGGGAAAUCUAUAUUAAUCCAGGGCUGUGAUCCAGCAGUGCCAUGUUGCCCAUGGAGAUAUUGUAGUUAAUUUUUUUAUUUCCCAUAAUUUUUUGGUUUUUCCUAUGUUUCAAAUUCACUCACCCAAAAACAAAGGAAAAACAAAAAUUAACUGAAAUAAAAAAUUAACUGCAGAGAUGACAUCCAUGUACUUUUCCUUUGGGCAAAUAAUUAUUAGAAACCAUUACGUAGCCUUUUCGCUAAACAGUUAGGCACCUGCAUUCAUGUAUGUAUAGCUUUUGGCCUUCAUAGAAGAUAUUAUUUUUCUUUAAUUAGAGCUCUGCCUUGUUAAAUUAAUUAAAAACAUUUUUAACUGUUUGAUGACAGACAAGACAGUUGAUGGAAGAGCUGACAGAAUUACCAGUGAUGGUGGAAUUAGCAAGUGAUUUUCUUGAUCGGUCGACACCAGUCUUCCGAGAUGAUGUGUGUUUUUUCAUCAGUCAGUCAGGUAUGUAUUUUAAUCCAUCUGCACAGUCCUGUUUCCCAUAUUUUCUUCUGGAGAUAUAGAGAAUAUUUUCUUUCGCUGUCAAGACCAAGUUAUGCACAUUUGUAUUACUGUUUUGUUAUUGUCAUCAUCAUUAUCAAUAAAUAUUGUUGUAUUCCCUUUUUUGUAGGAGAGACUGCAGACACUCUGAAUGCAUUACGUUAUUGCAAGGACAGAGGAGCACUCAUUGUGGGCGUUACAAAUACUGGUACUUUAAUUUUACAAUUAGAAAAACCGUCUCCAUUACAAGUGCUUUAUGAGCCAAGUAAGGCAUAUGGGGCAUGAGCUUAUCUUGAGCGAAAUGCCCUGUUCACCUUGUUGGGCCAUGAAGCACCCGCAGUUAUGCAAGCUAUCCAUGUUGUUUGCAUCAUUCCCUCAGCAAAAGCUCACAGGCAAGGCCAACAGGCCUGUAUUGUGUUAUUAGAAUAUUGCACAAAGUGCCCACCUUUUUUUAUGGAGUGCAUUGUUCAGAUUUAAUUUAUAAUGAAUUAUAUUCUGCUUCUGAAGGGCAUAACAUGUAUAAAAGGUGCUAUGUGACAAGGAUAUUACUGUUUUAGGUCAAUUCUGUGCUGAAGUCAUUACUUGCCUUCACCCGUACACAAAAAUAUGCUACUGUAGAGUUAUGCUGAAGAUAUCCAACAAAUUUCAUCAGGGAGCACAAACCAUAAUUAUUUCUUUGGUGAUUUUUGCAGGUGUUGCAUUAAAACUUGAAAACGUUGACUCAACUUUUUCAAGUUUUAAUUCAUUUCCGUCCUUGCCAUUGGUUGCCACUGCAUGAUGACAGGAAAUGGUUUCAGUGCCUAACCAAACUGUACCAUUAUUUUUGAAUUCAAUUGAUGCAAAAGAAGUUUUAGUUUUUUGAAAAGAUAGGAAAUUAAUAGUGUGACGUAACCCCUUUUAUUUCAUAUUAUUCAUUGAUUUCUAGUUGGAAGUUCAAUAUCAAGGGAGAGUAUGUGUGGAUGCCACAUCAACGCUGGACCUGAGAUUGGAGUUGCAAGUACUAAGGUAGAGUGAUAGUUAUUAUGCGCUACUUGCAGCUGUGGUAGCUCAUAUAAUCUCUUCAAGAAGUGUGGUUUUUCGUUGGCUGAGGAACAAAAGAAGCAGAAAACUUUUUUUUCACACACGGCUGGGAGCAUGGGUUUAAGUGUGCAGGGGUCUUCAGCUCACAUGGCGUUUUAAAGUUCAGUUGUUUUUGUUGCCAUCCACCACUGCCUGACCUGCCCUGCCCACCUGCCCUUUUACAAGUUAAAGUAGUGCCAUAGUUCUGUUUGUUCUUGUAUCUAGUCUCAGUUUCUUAUCAGCUGUUUAUUAGCUCUUUUCAUGCUGUAAUCAGGCUGCAUGGUCAGCUUGGUAUGGCUCCCAGUUGUGUGUGAGAAGGUGGUCUUUUGUUAUCCUUUCUGUUAGCAGCCUGGGUUAAGUUUCUCGAAAGUCUUGGUGAUUAAUGGGCCCAGAAAGUAAGCAUUGUUUACAUUCAAAAUAAUUUAAUAGUUUUUCUGUUAAUAAUAAUGAUGAAAUUAUCAGUUUAGAAAACAUAGUGGACCAGCUUGUUGGUCAUAAUAGGACCUGCUUUGAUUUGAAUAUUUUAUAAUGGCCCUGAAAAGUUACUGCACCCUUAGAGAAAUGGCCCCUGGUCCUCUAGUAAGAGAGCCAAUCAGGCCCCAGCUGUUCAAAAGGUGAAUAGCGCCAUUUGAUGGAUAAAUCUUAGUCCGCUGACUAAUGCAAUUGGUUACCCAAAUACUUAUCCACUGGAUAUCUGGUGGAUAGCGCUACAAUCAACUCCCUUUACAGCGAACACUGUAGGAACCUUGAGUUUACAGUAGGCUCAUUAGCGAGAGUCUGUUAUAGUGGAAGUUUAUUUCAGUCAAACAACUAUAAUUUAUUUUUGGCUGGGAUUUAGCUGCUGUCGGUACUAUCAGGGUGUCCGUUAUAGCUGGGUGUCCUCAAGGGAAGAGUUGACUGUAUCCAGCUUUUGAACUACUGGGGCCAGAUGAGCAAAACGUUCCCAUGUCCAUGUUCAGGACACGUCACUUAAUGAUGUUUCACCCCAUUGUUUUAAUCAAUUGAUACAAAACCAGGUGGUUGGCAUGUCCAUACAAGAGCCACCUUAAUUUAUUUUGCCACCUAUUUCCAAUAAGUAUUGCUGCUGAACAGGAGGUUUGACUUCUAACUUUAAAUUUUUUGUUUUGUUGAAUGUUAGGCUUACACCAGUCAGUUUUUGGCUCUUACUAUGUUUGCACUAAUGAUGUCAGAGGACAGAAUUUCAAUGCAGGAAAGAAGGAAUCAGAUUAUUAAGGAAAUGAAGCGUCUGCCAGGUAAGUAAUAAAUGUACAGUGGAACCCCAUUACUAACAAACAGGCCAUAAGAAUUUGACUUUAUUAGUGGGGUAGCUUGUAUUAUGAGUAAAGGUUAGAUAGAACAAUCCUCAUACUAAGUCAUUGAGUGAAUCUUGAAAAUGUGUGGAAUGAAUGUCACUGAAUAACUGAACAGAAUAAAAUAACUUACAGAUUAUGACCAUUUUCCCUGAAUUUCAGAGGUUGUUGUUUUUUCUUCAUGAAUGUCUCAUGUUUGUAUGUCUUCCAGUCAGGUUCCCAGGGGUAUGAAAAAUUAUUGUUUUCUCUACAGAAUAUGUGGAACCUUAGCUUGAUAAAUAUAAUGAACCUCUAUAUGAUAGAGUCCUCGGAACUAUAAUGAAUGAUUUUCUUUACCCCAGUAUAGUAGAAUGUAUGGAAAUGAACCUUAAUUUAAUAAAACCUUGUUAUAUAUAGUGAACAAAUUUUGUUGGCCCUUGGUUAUAUCAAGUUUCCACUGUAGUAAAAAUUGAAAAAGGAAAAAGGAUAGUUUAAAGCCAAAAACCUACAGACCUGUAUGUGGGGUUUUGGACUUGAAAAAGGAGAAUAUUGGAUUAAAUUUGUUAAUUAAAUCUUGUAAUUUGUCAACAGAUCUCAUCAAAGAAGUGCUUACUCUUGAUGAACAGAUCCAGGCUUUGGCACAAGAGUUGUAUCAACAGAAAAGCCUACUGGUCAUGGGUAGAGGAUUUCAGUUUGCUACUUGUCUUGAAGGCGCUUUGGUAAUUAUUAUUAAUACAACUGUUCAGGGUUCUCAAUAGGAGUUGAAGUAGGCCGUGACAAACUGAGGGGCCGUAAACUAGGGAGGGAAAAGCAGUAAAUAGAAUGCAAAGUAAGUGGCUACAAAUUCCAAAGUAGGCUGUGAUCAAUCGCCGGGUGCCUGCUUCUAUUGAGAACCCUGACUGUUUACAAUAUAACAUUCUGUGACAGCAAAUCUUCUAUCUGGGCACUGAUUGGGUAGACUAACUAGAAAAUAUAGUAUAUUUUGCUUCUUAAAACUACAGGCUGAAACAUUGUGAACGUCACAUAAUACUAUAAUAAUGUUCAAAGUUAUUCACCACUUCUACAGUACAAAUUUUCUAUAAAGUUAAGACUCUAACUUCUACAUAACAAACAAUCCUUGCAUGCUUUGUGUUAACCAACACAGUAACAAGAGUAAGAUUUCGAAGCUCAGUGAGAAGUGUGAUUAGCAUCAACUUCUGUUUGUUUCACUUUACAGAAUUGAGACUUGGAACUUAAUUGAUAAAAUAAUUUUUUUCUUAAUUUUUUUUUAUUGUGAAUUUUCAUCUGCACCUUUUGUCCAGCUAGUAACAAACUUUCCCACUAAUUGAUUUGUUUGUGUUCACAGAAAAUCAAGGAGUUAACUUACAUGCAUUCAGAAGGGAUCCUAGCAGGAGAAUUAAAACAUGGUCCUCUGGCGUUGGUCGAUAAAGCUAUGCCUGUGAUUAUGCUAGUGUCAAGAGAUGCUGUGUUUACGGUGUGUAUUUUUAAAAUAUUCAUACUCUUCCUAAUAGGAAUGACUGUAUUGUUGUUGUCUUUUGUAGUUUUCAAGUGGUUAAUUAACUCUAUUUUUUAUUCUCUUUUAGAAAUGCAUGAAUGCCUUACAACAGGUCACUGCACGUCAGGUAAUAAUUUAUAUGACAUUAAAUUCAUAGAAUCACUUUUUGAGAUGGGGUUUGACCUCUUGUAUUUGGCUCUUGACAGAACUUUGCCACUGGCCAACUUAAUUAAGUUAGCAUGCCUCCUUCCCCUUCCCCUCCCCUUCCUCCUUCCUGACAAGUAUCUCUAUUCUUAUCCUAAUCUUGUAUAGCCUAAUAGGCCAUUUGCACUAAGAGGUCAUGUGACAUUGUUUUUAUGAAAAUGAAAGUUAUAUGAUUUUGCCUUCGAAAAACGAUUAGUGGGUCAUAUCGUAAACAAAAUAAUAGUCAUUUGGUUUUUCAAACCCGCACCAUUUUCUUAAAAUGAAUAAGUUCGUAAAUGGUCACGUGACCAAAAUGUGAUUUUUAAAAUUAUGAAUUACCCCUCUCUGAACACAAAUUUUGCACUUAAACUUCAAGGAAAAUGUUGAAAAGAUGAUGUGAUAACGUUUACAGCACAUCUGAGGGUAACUAUGAAACGUUGAACAAGAUAUAAGCAAGAAGUAGUUUUGGCCGCCAUAUUGGAGGGCAAAAGCAUGCCCUCCAGCAUGGCGGCCAAUACAAAUCACUGAUGAAACGACUUUUUAGUUUCACGGUAUUUUAUAGAGGGAAUUUACGCAAAGGAGAGUUUAAAGCCCACAUUCUAUUAAAAACACACGAGAUUGUUAAAAACCGUAGUCGUUCUAAGGUUGAGUAACAAUAAAGGAAGCAUUGGUCACAUGACCUCUUAGUGCAAGUGGCCUAUUGGUUGUAUUGGGUGCUAGCCUUCAGACUUAAAUUCACAGAUGGACUAACAUCAAGAUCUCUACCCUUUCACACCCAGGAGUGGCCAUUAGUCAAAAUUACCUAAUCUUCAUGUUGUAUUUAAUGCUAAAAAACAGAAAAGACCAUGUGAAAGAACUGUGUAAGAGGUUUCAUUUGAAUGGUCACAAUGCAGGAUUUUAUUCCUCUUUUUUUAUCACUCACUUUUUUUUUCUCCUUUUUUAGUUUUUGUAAAAAUAGUUUUUUGUUUUAAUGCAAGAUAAAUUUUAGUAAAUUAACCAAUAAUAAUUAUUGGUUAAUUUAUUAUUAUUUCUACUUAUAAAUUAUACAAGAAAUAUAAGUGCAUAUGGUGCUUAUUCAAAGAUUUAGGUGGUGAUAUAAAGGCUAAUGAAAUACUCAGUUAUGAGAUACCAUUAUUCUACUUUUAAAUGGUCAACAGGGCAGGCCCAUCAUUAUCUGCAACAAAGGAGAUGAGGAAGUCAAAUCACAUGCAUUCCGCACCCUUGAAGUUCCCAAUACUGUUGACUGCCUCCAGGGAAUACUCUCCGUUAUUCCCCUACAACUUCUUUCCUUCCACAUUGCUGUGCUCCGAGGAUAUGACGUAAGUGAAAAGAAAAAAGUA
Molecule: messenger RNA, 16586 nt
Organism: Porites evermanni
Lineage: Eukaryota; Metazoa; Cnidaria; Anthozoa; Scleractinia; Poritidae
Source: the annotation of a GenBank genome assembly